UUCUUAGCAAAAUAUAAGGACCACAGUAUUUGUUGCAAUAAACUCUUCGUUACAAUAAAUUUCGCUUUUUGCUCUGAACGCAAGAAAAAGUCAUGUAAUUUGUAGUUAUGUUAUGAGAACUUGCAUCUGGUAAAAUUUCAUGCUUUGAAAAUAUUUUACUUGCAUUUAUUGAGAAAAUUUUGAUCAAAGCAUGACAGAUGUUUUUCAGGUCGGAGCAGAAUUUCACAACAAUCUACAAGUUUAUGUAACAGCUGCCUGCAAGCACUUGCUUGUAAUUCAAGAAAACGUUGCACGACCGAAACAAGAAGGCGUAGUUAGUCAGACGUCAUUUGAUUGAAUCACUAAUUAACCGAGUUCAGUCAAUGUAAACAUGACAAUGGGAUGUUUAUUGCUGCUUUACUUGUCAUAGUUUGAAGUCAUUCUGCGACGACUGGCUGAGUUGAGCAACGAUAGAGGAGAGAAUGGGUUCGUUUUCAGGGUUUCUGAUUAUAGCAAAACUGCUUUGCGUAAUAUCAACAGCUUCAACCAACUCAUGCAAUGGGAUGCAAUGCUUUCUGCCAUCAAACUACGAUCGCAGAGUAAGACCUAGCCAUGGCAUUGGAAGUACUUUAGAAAUUGAGCUCAAUAUGCUUAUAGAAUCAUUUGGAAAUGUGGAUGUUGCAAAAAUGGAGUUUCAUACGUUUGGUUACUUAUCACAAAAAUGGACUGACAAAAGACUUGCUAGAGUGAAUGAAACACCACUGAUGUUGCAAGACAAAGAUGCCUCACUAAUUUGGCUGCCAGAUAUAUAUUGCAUUAAUUGCCGAGAGAGCAAUCUUGACAAUGGAAGGAAUGAGAAACAGGGAAUGGUGAAAAUUGACAAAGAAGGCCAAGUAUAUUUCAGUUUCCUAUUUGUUGGCAUUGCUACCUGUAAGAUGGAUCUGCAUGAAUUCCCAUUCGACUCUCAAGAAUGCAGUAUUGAACUGAGCAGCUAUGGCUACAACACAAGUCACGUCAGUUACAAAUGGUCCAAAGAUCCUUUUGUUAAGAUCAAGAGUAUGGAUCAGUUUACGCUGAUGAAUGAAAAAUCUUCCUCUAGAACUGAGAAAUAUCUACUUGGAAACUUCACAAUUUCUGAGGCAAAAUUCACCUUUAAACGAAGAGUUGGUUUCUACAUUCUCCAGCUGUAUAUUCCUUCCGCAAUGCUGGUUUGCCUUUCAUGGACGAUGUUUUGUUUGAAUCGAGUCCACUCUGGAGAGAGAAUCACAAUUGGUGUGACACUGUUCCUCACAAUGAUAUUUUUAAAUGGCUAUGCAAAUACCUCUUUGCCUAAAGUAUCAUACGUCAAGUCGGUUGAUUUGUUCAUGGUCGUUUCUUUAGCUGAGAUACUGCUCAUUAUAAUUGAAUCGAUAGUUGUUACAAUGCUCUUGGUGCAAAAGGAUAACAUGCUGGUCAGAGAAUUAUCAAGGAAAAGAACGAGAAACAUGAGCAGAACUGCAUGGGACGACGGCCACCAAGAAAUCAAGGAAAACUUAUUUCAGGAUAAUGCAGAGGAGAGCUGUAAGGUAGCAAUGAAAGCUGAAUCAUUGAGUGACAAGGUUGAAGUCGCACAGUCACAAAUACCUAAAACAGUGAGAAGAAAAUUAGUGGCCAAAUUAAUCGGGGCAGUAGACGCAUCCAAGAAUUCUAGCAAAUGCUGCGAUGGGAAAGUGGUCAUUGAAAAGAUUUCAGUUGUUCUUCUUCCGGCAUCAUACGUGGCAUUCAACGCCUGGUACUGGCAACAAUUCAUAUUUUGAAAUAUAACUGUGACAAAUGAAUAUCAAAAUCAAGAGAUACUUUUAGGUGUAAUCGUGGCUACAAAGGCACUUAGGAUACGAUGCCAGAAACUGCACAAGCUUACAUUCACCCAUCUAGUUUCUUUAUUAGACCAAAACUUACAGCACAACUUACAAUAUCAAGAUUGCUCACAUGAAAUAUUUAAUGCAACCUAACCUUAUUUCCCAGUACUGACAAUAUUGCGCUACUUUGUUUCCCUGUAAGCUUUUAGCAGUGCUCGUGCUUCUAUGCUAUUUAAACUAUUGUAUUAAGCUCUUAUAAAGUAUUCCCAAUACAGCCCCAAAUUCUAUCAAAUUCAUUCGCAAAUGAAGAGGGCAGGUUUUCCUAAUAUUCUAAACAGAUGUGGCAAUGAUACAUUAUGCAAUUUCAUAGCAAAUAACCUUUCAGUUUGCCUAAGCAGUAUGCAACGUAUAACUUUAGAUACCAGAAAAAUCUUCAGGAGGACUAGAGGAUACUGGUCGUCGAAUGUGAUACAAAAGUGUUCUUCCUACGAUUAAGUGAAUCUUCAAGACAACGUCUCAAAAUCACUUACAAAUGUUGUGUUUUUCCUUUCACCGUGCACACUCGCCACUUUAGAAUAUUUUAGCAAAUUUCUUGGUCAAGAAACAGGUGUCAUCAAACAAAAGUUAUUUGUCACGUUGAUAGAGACAGAGGGCUAAUAAAUUAUGUACUAGAAGUAUCUAAUACAGAUGAAAUGAAAGUGUCUACAAUUUAUCAAGUUGCUUUCACACGAGAUACACAUUAAAUGAGCUUUGAUUAUGCUUGUAGAUGACAUAACUGAUAAGCUAAAAGAUACCUAAUGGAGUUUAGGCUUCGAUUUGAAUCUAUUCAAGCCAUGAAUAAUGCAUGAAAUGUUUUCGACAACUUCAUACUUUUGGUAUUAUGGCCAAACAUGAUUUAACAAAAACCAAUAGAAAAAGCGUUUUCAAUCAGACUAGAGCACUUCGACCAGAAUUCAGUUAAACAUACUGUGAAAUAACGUUUUUUUUUUAAACCAAGGUUCUUCAAUAGUGAAAGUAUAAAUUAGCAACAACCAACGAUUACAACAUAACGACUUCUUUCAACGACAACUUCGACUCGACUGGACUUGCACUCAAAGAACAUACGCUUUUAACAACACUAGUGACGCACAUAAAACCCUAAUGACACAAAUUAACGGCAAAUGGACUAAUAACAACUAAAAUAGAGAUGGCACGAUGACAAACAAAAUGGACCGACGCAAACAUCGAAAGACAUCCUCAUUAACGAUAACGAACCACAAACACGAUGCACGACAGACAAAACAAGUUGUAUAACAUUACUCCCCCCUUUGAAAGACAAGCCUCCUGGCUUGAUCUCUCGAAGGGGAAGAAACAUAAAAGUAUUAUAAGGCAGCACGAAGAAUCAAAUCAAAUAAUUUUACUGAAAUGAGUAAAUCAAAUACCAUCUAAGAAAUAAUGUCCCUGUCCAAGUUUAUUCCGUCCAUACGGUUCUCUACCCGAGGCUAUAACAACAUUAUGUACACGUAAAGGUCCUUCUCUUCUUUUAGUGUCAAUCAAAUUUUUUCAUAUGUUGUGGCUAAUAAACCCUCGUCAACUUCCAUUGGUUUUGAAGAAAGCAGUCGCGUCACCAUUGGUCGUGAUAGUUUAUGUGACUCCAAUUCAUUGACAAUCUCCUCCAAUUUCUUAACUCGAGUUUGAAGAUCUUGAAAGUGUGGCUCAUUUCUUUUGAUGUUGCCAAUAAAGGUAACCCGAGGUCGCUCUUCAGCUACCGAGGCAACAAUCACAGGUUCAUUUUGAUCACACUUCUCCUGGGAUGCUAAAGAAAAUUUCCUGUCCCUACAAUAUUUGGCAACGUGACCAACGCGCAAACAACAAUAGCAAAUGGGCUGGCCAUCUUCAGCACGAUAGACAUUAGUUCGAUUCACGAAGAAAUUUCUCCCAUUCUCCUCUGCCAACCUCACCCUUUCGGCCAUGUGAGAUACAACGGUCUUUAUAAUAUCCAACAGAACUUCUCUGAAUUGUUCUGUUGAAAUCAUUUCCAUUUUUUUUUGCGAAUUCGUCACGUCGUGGUCACCAAUGUGAAAUAACGUUUUUUUUUUAAACCAAGGUUCUUCAAUAGUGAAAGUAUAAAUUAGCAACAACCAACGAUUACAACAUAACGACUUCUUUCAACGACAACUUCGACUCGACUGGACUUGCACUCAAAGAACAUACGCUUUUAACAACAUGAGUGACGCACACAAAACCCUAGUGACACAAAUUAACGGCAAAUGGACUAAUAACAACUAAAAUAGAGAUGGCACGAUGACAAACAAAAUGGACCGACGCAAACAUCGAAAGACAUCCUCAUUAACGAUAACGAACCACAAACACGAUGCACG
Rhopilema esculentum is the source of this 4177-nucleotide messenger RNA. Its product is annotated as glycine receptor subunit alpha-2. Gene Ontology annotation, biological process: monoatomic ion transmembrane transport. Gene Ontology annotation, cellular component: membrane. The record is from RefSeq and is a predicted model, not a curated record. Gene Ontology annotation, molecular function: transmembrane signaling receptor activity; extracellular ligand-gated monoatomic ion channel activity. Lineage: Eukaryota; Metazoa; Cnidaria; Scyphozoa; Rhizostomeae; Rhizostomatidae.